AUGUCCGAACCAAAGGGUGACAUCGGUCUUAUUGGAUUGGCCGUAAUGGGUCAAAACCUUAUCCUAAACGCCGCUGACCACGGUUACACGGUUGUUGCUUAUAACAGAACCGUUUCCAAGGUGGACCAUUUCAUGGCCAACGAAGCCAAGGGUAAGUCGAUCAUUGGCGCUCAUUCCGUCAAGGAGCUCAUUGAAAACUUGAAGAGACCCAGAAGAAUCAUUCUUUUGGUGAAGGCCGGUCCAGCUGUCGACGCGUUCAUUGAGCAAUUGUUGCCAUACUUGGAUAAAGGGGACAUCAUCAUCGACGGUGGUAACUCGCAUUUCCCCGACUCCAACCGUCGUUACGAAGAACUCAAGCAAAAGGGUAUCAGCUUCGUCGGUUCUGGUGUCUCUGGUGGUGAAGAAGGUGCUCGUUACGGACCUUCUUUGAUGCCAGGUGGUGCUGAAGAGGCUUGGCCUCACAUCAAGGAGAUUUUCCAAGCGAUCUCCGCCAAGAGCGACGGCGAACCUUGUUGCGACUGGGUUGGCCCCGCGGGAUCUGGUCACUACGUCAAGAUGGUGCACAACGGUAUUGAAUACGGUGACAUGCAACUCAUUUGUGAGGCGUACGAUAUCUUGAAGAGAGUUGGUGGAUUCAACGACAAAGAAAUUAGCGAAGUUUUUACCAAAUGGAACAAAGGUGUUCUAGAUUCGUUCUUGAUCGAAAUCACCAGGGACAUUUUGAAGUACGACGACAAGGACGGUACUCCACUUGUCGAAAAGAUCUUGGACUCUGCCGGACAAAAGGGUACCGGUAAGUGGACCGCUAUCAAUGCGUUGGAUCUAGGUAUGCCUGUCACUUUGAUCGGUGAAGCCGUUUUCGCUCGUUGUUUGUCUUCCUUAAAAUCUGAAAGAAGAGAUGCUUCCAAGAUUUUACCAGGUCCACAAAUUCCAAAAGACGCUAUCAAGGACAGACAACAAUUUGUUGACGACUUAGAACAAGCUUUGUAUGCGUCCAAGAUCAUCUCUUAUGCCCAAGGUUUCAUGUUGAUUCGUGAAGCCGGUAAGACUUACAACUGGAAAUUGAACAACCCUGCUAUCGCUUUGAUGUGGAGAGGUGGCUGUAUCAUCAGAUCCGUGUUUUUGGCCGAAAUUACCAAGGCUUACAGAGAAAAGCCAGACUUGGAGAACCUUUUGUUCCACAAGUUCUUCUCUGAUGCUAUCUCCAAGGCUCAAUCCGGAUGGAGAAAGUCUAUUGGUUUGGCCACAUCUUUCGGUAUCCCAACCCCAGCUUUCUCUACUGCUUUGGCCUUCUACGACGGUUACAGAUCUGAGAGAUUGCCUGCUAACCUAUUGCAAGCUCAACGUGACUACUUUGGUGCUCACACUUUCAGAGUCUUGCCAGAGGCUGCUGACGAACACCUUCCAGAAGGUCAAGACAUUCAUAUCAACUGGACCGGUAAGGGUGGUAACGUUUCUGCUUCUACUUAUCAAGCUUAA
Lachancea mirantina is the source of this 1479-nucleotide messenger RNA. Lineage: Eukaryota; Fungi; Ascomycota; Saccharomycetes; Saccharomycetales; Saccharomycetaceae. The record is from the annotation of a GenBank genome assembly.